UUCAAGUUAUUUAGAAAUUUUUGUUCAUUUUUAAAUUACGAUAAUUGGACAAUCAUCCUUACAAAAUUGAAACAAUUGCAUCUGUAAUUUAUCUUUUCUUUUAUUUAUCUUUAAGUUAUCUUAAAUUUAUCUUUUAUUCACCAUGAUGCGUUACGAAGAAGCGAAAGUUGAACGGCCAUACACAUGGCGAUGGUGGAGGAGUUUUAUUACUUAUCUCUGGCAUGUCAAAAAAUUCGCGAUGAAACUCUGUUUCAACAUGGGGGGAGAGAAAGAAGAAGAGGAAGAGGAGGAGGUGGGACUGAAGGCCAAAGUAGUGGCGGCCAUCAUCCUCCUCUGUCUGCUGAGUCUGUGCCAGAGCUUCACCGUCUACUCCAAGAACCUCUACAUAAUCUAUAUUGAGAAGGACCAGUCCCAAGGCCAGAGUGAAAUUCAACUAUUCCAGGGGGGACUGUUUUCAAACUGCGAGGUGUUCUACUAUGGCUCAGACGGAGAUUUGGAGGAAAUCUUCAAUUGUCCGGACUCCGUUACAAUCCAGUUUGCUCAAGCGUUCUUCAUUCUGGCCAACUUUGCUGGAGUGUUUUUGGUUGUGUGGUAUGUGUGCAUGCUCAUCUGCACUGGGGCCAAGUGGGAAGCAAGACUCAAAUCCAAACUCCCACUCAUAUUCUCAUUCGUAUACUCCCUGCUUCUCUGUAUCGGUUGUUUGUGCUUCACAAUCAUGCUCAUUCAAGAGGGCUUCAAAAUCCACUGGGCAGGCUACGUGGCAUGGGCCGCCUUUGGGGAGGCAUUCAUCGCAAUGGUAGUGGCCAUCACUCUACCCUCAAUCGAAGACGAGGAAAAAGAAAAGAACAAAGAUGACUCCGAAGCCAUAACUGGCGACGACCAUCAAUCAGCGAACAAAGUUGUGAAUACUAGUUUAUAACAGAUUCGAAUGACUUUCCGAAUUUGAGUGUAACUUCAAUAAGUAUGUUUAGUAACCGGGUGUUUAGCUAUUAAUAAAAAUUUCAA
Symsagittifera roscoffensis is the source of this 1005-nucleotide messenger RNA. RefSeq lists its product as uncharacterized. Lineage: Eukaryota; Metazoa; Xenacoelomorpha; Acoela; Convolutidae. The transcript is spliced from 4 exons. The record is from RefSeq and is a predicted model, not a curated record. Bases 143 to 919 code for a protein of 258 amino acids.